Mytilus californianus (California mussel) is the source of this 6557-nucleotide messenger RNA. RefSeq names its product protein angel homolog 2-like. The transcript has 4 exons. The record is from RefSeq and is a predicted model, not a curated record. Bases 442 to 2262 code for a protein of 606 amino acids. NCBI's taxonomy places the organism in Eukaryota, Metazoa, Mollusca, Bivalvia, Mytilida, Mytilidae. Gene Ontology annotation, molecular function: 3'-5'-RNA exonuclease activity.
AACCCGAGUACAUGCAUGGCAAAGGAGUGAUUGAUAAGUGAUUGCUUUGUUUAUUAAACUUUCCGGCACACUGCCAAUGUUUUCAAAAUAAGAACACGUUAGUUGGAAUGUGAGAGAAAACUAAAAAAAAUCAUCACAAAGUGCCGAAGUCUACGAAAAUAUAUAACCAUGCGAUAAAACUUGUUUUAAAGUGAAACUAACAUUUAAAAGUCACAUUUAUUCAAUUUUAUUCACAGCAAAACGUUAAUUUAAUUUUUUGAAAUAGUACCACGUAUAUUAAAGAAUUCUGCAAUAAGGCAGCCCAAUAGUGAAACACUACAUGUACAUGUAAUCAUUGGUAAUAUUGGUGAAGAUAUCCUAUUUUUAAUCCUAGAGGUCAAGGUUAAAGCUUAUUGGGUUUUUUGAACCUUAGUAGUAUUAUGAUAAGUAUUUUUAGAAUGGAUGUCAAGUCACUUGUGGUAUUUACUUUGUUUGAGAAAGAUGUUUUCGAAAAUGCAGUGCAGACUUUGUAUAUUGGGGAGACUUGUAAACCAGAGAACUGUUAGUGUUAGUACCAGGUCAUCAAUUACAUGUACUGGUGCAAGUUUAAGUAAUUCCUGUGAAACUGAAAAAGAUAAUUUAUUAGAUAACCACAAAUGUUAUAAUCAAAGACAAAAAAUGGAAGAAAGAAAAUCAAACAUUGAAAAUUUUGACUCAAGUGGUUCCGAGGAUAAGGGAAUGCAGAAAAAGUGUACUGGCAAAAAAUACACUAAUGUAUUAGAUGAUCCGGCCAUUAUGCAAGUUGGGAGUACAAUGAAAUCUUGUACACAUGAAGUACAAGAGGAAAUAUUUCAGUAUAAAAAGGAUCGUUAUUAUCGAAGAUCAAUUCCAUUUUCAUCAGGGUUAUUGGAAAAUAGCUUUCAUGCAACUGUAUCUCAAAAAAGAAAAGUGCAUUUGUCUGGAGAAUCUAAUUUUAAAGUAGCUCGAACUAAAACUGAAGAAAUACUUGAACUUGCUGAGGAGAUAAAAUGUCCAAACAAGGUUGAACAAAUAGAUGUAGAGUAUGGUGUUAACAGACAGUGGGAACUGACCAGAUUAGGUAUAGAACAACUACAAAGACCAAGGCCGGGAUUUGAAUUCACGAUAAUGUCGUACAAUAUCCUGGCUCAGAAUUUAUUGGAGGACAAUAAAUAUCUAUACAGAGAAUCACCACAACAAGUUCUAGACUGGAAUUACAGAUCUGAAAAACUCCUGCAAGAAAUUCAAGCUCUAAAUGCUGAGAUAUUAUGUUUACAAGAAGUACAUAACCAGCAUUACACAGAAUUCUUGGAACCUAAACUGAAACAGCUUGGUUACAAUGGUGUGUAUGUCAAAAGAACUGGUAACAAAUUAGACGGCUGUGCAACAUUUUACAAACGAGAAAAGUUUACUCUGGAACAGAGUGUUUCGGUGCCUUACUAUAAAUCUAAUUACAGUCUGUUGGACAGAGACAAUGUUGGUCUUAUUGUUAAACUUAGACCCCAUAAACAUCCAUAUUCAGAGGAAGAUUCUAUUUGCGUAGCUAAUACCCAUUUAUUAUUUAAUCCAAGGAGAGGGGACGUUAAACUUGGCCAGGCCAUGUGUCUUCUAGCAGAAAUCGAUAAAGUUGCUAAAACCAGUAGAAAUCGUCAUUGUCAGGUUCUCAUGUGUGGGGAUUUUAAUGCCACACCUUUUAGUGACUUAUAUAAGUUCAUGGUUCAAGGGUUCUUGAGGUAUGAAGGAUUACUUACGAGGACUAUUUCUGGCCAGAGAGAAGGGCAAUAUGGCAAAGACAGAUAUUUAUCAAGAGAUUUUUUCCCGUCAGACGUAAACAUUUCGGACCAGUGUCAACAUAUAGAAACUGAAAACAAACAUGUUUCUAGGAGAUCUCAUAAUCAGGAGAACUUUGGACAUAGGAGCUAUCCAGCUGUGUCACAGUCUUCUGGUUGUAUAUGGCAUAAGUUAAAUUUAGUAUCAACAUAUCGCCACACUAUAGAAAGACUGGGACAUUAUGAACGUGAAGUCACAACACAACACAGUGCAGAUGCUUGUACAGUGGACUAUAUAUUUUACAGCGUCCAACACAGGAACGUGCAUACGAGACGAAACAAGCACACGACCAGCAAUAUUAUGGAGGACAAACUCAGACUGUUAGGUCGCUGGGGCCUCAUGUCAUCCAGAGAAAUUCAAGAACUUGGAAAUUUGCCAAAUCAGUAUAAUCCCUCCGAUCAUUUACCUUUACUAGUUAAAAUGAUCCUUAUUUAAUUUUUGAAGGGUGCUAGUGAUUUAACAUAAAAUUUGAUUUUUUUCUUAUUGCAGAAUCCUGUUUCUACAUCAACUAUCACUUUCAUUUAGUGUGUACAGUAUAUUUCCUUACUAUUUUGACUAAGAUGUAUUUUGAAUAAUUUUGAAUUCAUGUACAUGCAUUUCAAACUUUCAUAAUAUGUGUUGCUGUGUAUGUAAUUAUUUUCCAUUUAUCUGGGUUUGUAAAGAUGCAGAAUUGUACAGAUGUAUAUAAGUGGGAUGAUCGAUGAUAAGAGGGUGAACAUUUUAUGUCAUUUUUAUAAAUUCCAAACAGAAAUGGUGUUAGAACUUAGAACAUCCAAAUUGCAAAUAAAUAAGCUAUUCUGAUCACUAGUAGUAAUGGGAUGAAAAUUCUACUAUAGUGAUUUUUUUAUAUUUGCCUGAAAAUAGUUUGCUGUCCAUUUCAGUAUUAUUCAUGUUUCUUCCACUUGUCAUACAUGCAUGUGAUGAUCCUUCACUUCAAAUAUGAUAUUUUUUUGGAUAUUGAAGUACAUGUAUUAUUGUAUAAGAACAUGUUUUGUUCAAUGUUCAUGAGUAAUCUUUAUAGCUAUUAGUCUAUAAAUGUGACUUUUAUGAGAAGAAAAAUCAUGCAAAUAUAAAUAGUUGCAAAUAUGUCAAACUUUGAUCUACUCAACAUUGAUUUUUUUUUUAAAUUGUGCUGUAAAGGCAUGAAUGGGCUAACCAUGGUAGAAUGAAAUAUCGCAGAAAUGUUUGCAUUGUUUUUAUUAUUGUGAAAUAUGGAAAUAUAAGCGAGGUAUCCUAUUCAUUAGAAUUCACAAAUUAAUUCUAAUAGCAGCUAUAGCAUUAUUUUAUUGCAGAAUUUCCUCAAGUUGCAUUUAAUUUCUUUUUUUGUAAUUUCUCAAUAAUUGCAUGCAACAAUAUACAUACAUAACAUGUAUAAACCUGUUUAAAAUUUAUUUCAUUAAAUAAAUCAAGACAUGUUAAUAUUAGGAAUAACUUUAGAAAAUUGGUAUUCAAGAGGAUUUAAAUGCCUAUAAAUCCUAAUUAUGAUAUUUAAACUCUUAUGAUAUGUCUGAAGUCAAUUAAUGUAAUAAUAACAGUCACUUCUUAUCAUGUAACUUACAAAUUAACAAUGAUUAAGGACAUUUGGAUAAUAUACAUACAUGUAUAUAAUAUUUUCAGUACUGCAAGGGAAGAUUAUCCUUUAAACAUGUUAAAUGGAAAAUUCAUUUGCAACUAGUCUAGACUAGGGGAUUUAGAAAUUACACAAUGUAGCAAAGGCUGGCAUGAUGGAAGCUCAUCAAAGGUUAAGACCAUAUUGUGACCUUUUAUACAUUGUGUUCUUGUGUCUUUAAAUUGAUCGAUUGUAAAGUGCAAUAAUGUGUCCCCUACAUUACUUUUAUUGGAUUUUCAAAUGUGCAAGUACCAACGAGUGAGGUGAAAACCAUUGUUAAAUGUCCAAUUUUUAUACAUCCGCAAAAAUUUAUAUUGGUAUGACGUUGGCGUUGUCGUUGUCGUCGUCGACGUCGUCGUCCGAAGAUACAUUGGUUUUCUCACUAUAACUUUAGUUUAAGCAUUUUAAAUUAAAUGGAUCUCUAUGAAAUUUUACCAUAAGGUUCAAUACCACAAAAGGAAGGUUGGGAUUGAUUUUGGGGGUUAUGGUACCAACAGUUAAGGAAUAAGGGGCCAAAAAUAAGCAUUUUUGUAACUUCCAGACAUAACUUGUGUGUUAGUGUAUGGAUCUCUCUGACAUUGUACCACAAGGUUCCAUAUCACAAAGGGAAUGCUGGGAUUGAUUUUGGGGGUAAUUGCCUCAAAAUUUUAGGAAUUAGGGGCCAAAAACAAGCAUUUUUCUAGUUUCAUGACAAUAACUUGUGUGGAAGUGUAUGGAUCUUUCUGAAAUUGUACUACAAGGUUCCAUAUCACAAAGGGAAAGCUGGAAUGGAGUUUGGGGGUAGUUGUCCAAAACGUUUAGGAAUAAGGGGCCAAAAAAGGACCAAAAAUAAGCAUUUUUCUAGUUUCCAGACAAUAACUUGUGUUCAAGUGUAUGGAUCUCUCUGAAAUUGUACUGCAAGGUACCAUACCACAAAGGGAAGGCUUGGAUUGAUUUUUGGGGAAAUUGCCUCAAAAUUUUAGGAAUAAGGGGCCAAAAAAAAAGGAAAAAAACAAGCAUUUUUUUAGUUUCACGACAAUAACUUGUGUUUAAGUGUAUGAAUCUUUAUGAAAUUGUACUACAAGGUUCCAUAUGACAAAGGGAAAGCUGGGUGUGAGUUUGGGGGUAAUUGCCCUAAACGUUUAGGAAUUUGGGGCCAAAAAACAAGCAUUUUUCUAGUUUCCAGACAAUAACUUGUGUUCAAGUGUAUGGAUCUCUCUGAAAUUGUACUGCAAGGUACCAUACCACAAAGGGAAGGCUGGGAUUGAAUUUUAAGGGAAGGCUGGGAUUGAGUUUGGGUGUGAUGAAUCAUAAGGGGUUUCAAAAAAUUGGGGAGGGGGAUUUUUUUUUCCUUUUUUUCCUUUUUUUUUUUUUUUUUAAUUUUCCAUUUUAAAUUGGUUAUUUCUGAUUUAUAUAUAAAAGCAAAUAAUAAUUAUAUGGUUUGAAUUGGUUAAUUAAAAUUUUUUUAAGUUCUUAGACCACAUUCAUUCUGUGUCAGAAACCUAUGCUGUGUCAAAUAUUUAAUCACAAUCCAAAUUCAGUGCUGUAUCAAGCUUGUGUCCAUACUUGCCCCAACUGUUCAGGGUUCGACCUCUGCGGUCAUAUCAAGCUGCGCCCAGCGGAGCAUUUUAUUUUACUUUAAUGUAUAAUUAUAAUUUAAAGUAUCUCCCAUUUUGACUAGAAUUCUUUAAAAUUGCUCUCAGAUGUCUAAGUUGUGUACUAAGAGCAUUGAAGAUUGGAGGUAAAUUAUAAUUUUGAAAUGGUGUUUUUUCAAUCAUGCAUCACUUGCAAAAUAUAUAUGUAGAGAGUGUCAGAGAAAAUGCCAUCCUUUUUCUGAAAUGGUGUUCUUUCAACCUUAUGAAAUAUAAUAUUGUAUAUGUACAUAAUAUGACAAAAGUUUUUGAGAUUAUAAUUUUUGUAUAACUUUUGAAUAAAAUCAUGUAGAGAUUAUACUUUUAGAAGGUUAUAUGUAUAUUGAUAUAUUAGUAUUACUGAAAGCAAAUCAUGGGCAUUAUUGAUUGAAUUCUAUUACAUUAAAACUCAUAUGUUAAAUAAUUUUCUUGCAAUUGGUUAUAAAUUUUGUUUAAAGAAUUUACCUGUUGCUAUUUUAACCUUUCUAAAGGUAUUAAGAUAUGUGAAACAGCUUAAUUCAUGUGAUUUUUACUCUAAAUGGGUCAAUAUGCACACAUUCAUUUCAGGUAGACCAUGUAGGCCAUAAUUGUAACAUUUUCUUCAAUUUCUUUGUCCAUAGCAAACUUAAAAAUGACAUCUUGUUUUGAAUCUAAGACAAGUCACAUGGUUUGAUUUUUGGGGGUACCAUAUGAGGUAAAAUUUAAGGCAAUUUAGCAUACCCAGAAAAUCUUCUUUUAGUGAAAAAUAUCAAUUUAACCAAAUGGAGUUCUUUGAGAAUUAAGUUCUUUGCAAACUUUUAAAAACUCCAUAGGUUUUUUAUCAUUAUUCUAUGGUCCUCUGGCCUCUGCACUAUAGAACAGCCCACAUGGUAAAGUUCAGUCAAUUCUUGACAAUAGCAGCCAGGAUGCCCAAUAUCAUGCCAGAGAUUAUGUUUACAUGUUAUUAUUGUGUUCCUCACUUCAAGGCCCAUUUAGGGCAUUGACCAAGACCUCCUAAAUUCACCAGGGCAAUUUAGGAUUCAACACCUGCAUGACCUGAUGUUAGUUAAAACUCUUCUUUGUUAAUUGAUAAUCAUGAUACUGUAAAUUCAGAAAUAAUUGCUAGGUUUUUAUUAAUGUGAAUAAUGCAACUUGGUGAUUAUCGCAAUAAUAAGAUGUCACAUUCUUAUUAUCUGAUACAUACAUCUGUCUGCAGAUUUUCUUGAAAUUGCAGUUAUUAAUCCUGCACUUUUAUCACUUCUUCAAAAAUCACAAAAAUAAAUGCACGCAAUAAUUUCUGAAUUUACAGUAAUAGAAUUGACCAAUUGCAAGAAAUUUUGUUGAUUUUGGUUUUAUUUUUACAAGUACAAUGUUGUUAAUUCUUAUAAAACAAACGAAUUUAUGGUACAAAUGUUAUGGUAUCAACAUAAUGAAUUCUUACUUUUGUUUCAUUACUGGUUUUUCCAAUGUAAAUAAAAUAUUUUUUAAUUCAUGCAUUUGUUGGCAGCAGUUGGAAUAAAUUUUCAUGUUUA